ACCACGUUGGCUACGUCGGGAAAUAGACGCCAGGACUAGGAGGCUGGGCCGCUGCCGAAUUGAGUUUCCCGCGUUAGGAGAAGUGAAGUGAGCGGCUCUGAGGUGUUGGAGACCGUGGGUGAACAUCUACGUAAUGUUAUUUUAAGCCUGCUGGGAGUUGUAGUCUUGCAACAGCUGGAGGCACCCAGGCUGGGUUUCUAUGGUUAAAUACUAUGCCGCCUCGCAAGAAAGAAGGGGCAGCGCCAGCUGCCAAGAAAGCGCCAGCUGCCAAGAAAGCGCCAGCUGCCAAGAAAGCGCCAGCUGCCAGGAAAGCACCAGCUAAGCACAAGUUGGCAGAAGAGUUUCCACAAGGAGAAAUCCUCACGGAUUCAUCAAAAAAGCAGUGGAAAUUGGGAUUGCCCAUCGGCCAGGGAGGAUUUGGACGUCUUUAUCUUGCGGAUGAAAACUCUUCUAAAACUGUAGGACCCGAUGCUCCUUAUGUCAUUAAAGUGGAACCAAGUGACAAUGGACCCCUCUUCUCUGAACUGAAAUUUUACAUGCGAGCUGCCAAACCGGACAUGAUUCAAAAAUGGACAAGCAGUCGUAAAUUAAAAUACCUUGGUGUACCCAGAUACUGGGGUUCUGGGCUGCAUGACAAAAAUGGAAGAAGUUACAGGUUCAUGGUAAUGGAUCGUUUUGGGAAAGACCUACAAAAAAUAUUUGAAGAAAAUUCAAAGCGAUUCUCACACACAACUGUUCUGCAGUUAGGACUGAGACUGAUUGAUAUUUUAGAGUAUACACAUGAGCAUGAAUACGUUCACGGAGAUAUCAAAGCCUCCAAUCUUCUCCUGCAUCAUAAACAUCCAGAUCAGGUGUUCUUGGUCGAUUAUGGCCUUACCUACAGAUACUGUCCAGAAGGUGUUCACAAGGAAUAUAAAGAAGAUCCCAGGAAAGCUCAUAAUGGCACAAUAGAGUUUACAAGUAUAGAUGCUCACAAAGGAGUUAGUCCUUCCAGAAGAGGAGACUUGGAAAUUCUCGGUUAUUGCAUGAUUCAGUGGUUGUGCGGGAAACUUCCCUGGGAAGACAAACUGACCGACCCAGAAUAUGUUGCAAACUCAAAAAUAAGGUAUGGUGAUGAAGUUUCAACUCUUAUUGACGCUUGUUUCCCAGGGAAGAAGAAACCAGAUGAGCUUGCCAAAUACAUGAAGGCUGUUUCAGAACUCUGCUAUGCGGAUAAACCUUCUUAUCAGCAGUUAAGAGACAUACUUUUACAAGGUCUGAAAGCUCUGGGCGCCAAGGCUGAUGGGAAGCUGGACUUCUCUUCAGUUGAGAAUGGAGGUGUUCCUGUAAAGGCCCAGAAGCGAAAGUUGCCUAAGGCCGCUGAUGAGGAUGAGGCUGAAGCUGAAGAAUUUGAAGUGAAAAAGAAAGUUCCUAGAGGCCGCCCUGCAAGAGCUGCUGCUGCCGCUGCUUCUCCAAAGCCGGCACCAAAGGCAAGAGGAAGAGUGAAAAAACUGUAAUGUUAUGUCGUGUUUUUUUACGUGUUUUUAUGUUUUUUGUUUGAGAAAAUUCAGAUGUCCAUAAUCUUUUGAGAAUAAACAUUUUAUCAUUCA
Hyla sarda is the source of this 1589-nucleotide messenger RNA. RefSeq names its product VRK serine/threonine kinase 1 (gene VRK1). Gene Ontology annotation, cellular component: cytoplasm; nucleus. The transcript is spliced from 14 exons. Gene Ontology annotation, molecular function: protein serine/threonine kinase activity; ATP binding. The record is from RefSeq and is a predicted model, not a curated record. Gene Ontology annotation, biological process: signal transduction; peptidyl-serine phosphorylation. Bases 213 to 1496 code for a protein of 427 amino acids. Lineage: Eukaryota; Metazoa; Chordata; Amphibia; Anura; Hylidae.